AUGUCUAGGCCAUUAUUCCCUGGUAGACCAAGGCGAACUCGUGGAACGCUGGUAAAUAGCAACAUGUGGUAUGAGAGGGCUUCAGAUAUCGAGACAGAUAAUAUCAAAAAAGCAAAGAAUCAGCUGGAAAAUUUUUACAAAAUUUCUUCCGAUUUUGAUGAUGCAUUAUUCGUUGGAUUCCAAAAGGAUGAAGUUGAAGAAUGCAGAAACAGACUGAAUUUAAAAAGCUUUGACAACGUUAUAAGCGUAAACCAGGAAAAAGUAUCGUUUGGGCCGGUAUCGAGUACGCCUAAAGUUAAAAAAGUUGCCAGGAAACUUCAAUCUCCACAAUUUACUGACGAUGACCCUCAAGACAACGAGACAGACGAUAACGACAGCGACGACAAACCUGCCGAACAGCAUACAAAAAAUGAUAAGAAAAACUGCGACGAUAAGAAAAAGGUAAAGAAAUCUACGAGGAAGUUGGAAAAACCGUCAAAUGAUGGUGGUGGUGAAACGUGUAAGCAAUCGAACCAGGGAACCACUGAUACAAACAUACCAACAACGUCUAAGAAAAAAGAUGAAAAAAAACGUGAUGGUGGAAAGAGGAAAAAGAAGGAAUCAGCUGGAAAAGUAGGCAAACCACCAAGGGAUGUUAACCAAGUAAAUAAUGAACUAUAUCAACGAGUGGUAAAUAAUCUAGAUAAUAUGAUGCUGCAGAAUUUGGACAAUCUCAAAGACAUCUCCGAAGAACAACUCAGAGAUCCUCGACUUCUGGAAAUUAUUUUACAGAAUUUAAAAAAAUGA
Molecule: messenger RNA, 786 nt
Organism: Helobdella robusta
Lineage: Eukaryota; Metazoa; Annelida; Clitellata; Rhynchobdellida; Glossiphoniidae
Exons: 4
Coding region: 1-786 (261 amino acids)
Source: RefSeq, a predicted model, not a curated record